AUGGAUGAUCUGGACGUGCUGGCCCGAGAUUUCGGGCUCGGGGCCCGUGGAAAGUCCAAUCCGAUGAGGUCCGCGCCCUCCGAUCGUCGACCCAUUGACGAUCCGUUGUUCGGCGAUGUUUUCGGUGGGCAGCCGAAUUUCACGGCAAGCUCGAAGAAUCCCAACAGUGGCAACAAGCACUCGUCAAUGAACGAUUUUGAUUACGAUUCAAUUUUCAAGUCGUCAUCCACCGUGAGCGAACCCAAGAAUAGUGUUAACAGCAGCAACAAACCGGCAUCCUCGUUGCCUGUGUACGACAAGCCUGUGUAUGAUGAGGAUAUCUUUGAUGGGUUGCCGGGUUUGAAGAACAAAUCAGCUGCAGCGGCUGUGAGGUUCGAGGAUGACGUGUUCUCCACUAUUUCCUCGCCACCAACGGGCAGGAGUGGGAAUCCGAGCAGUAGUUUUGAUGAUUUGUUGGGGAAUUUGGGGAGAAAUGAGAAGUCAGGGGACAGCAACAUGAGCAGUAGUGCUAAGAGCAGCUCGAGUACAAAGGGCUUUGAUGAUUUGUUGCCUGGGUUUGGCAGUGGCAGUACUGCUGCUAGCAACAGACCAAUACCAGAGUCAAGGUGGGGCUCUGUACCCACUGCUGGUUCAAAACACGGGAAUAUUCUGAAUGAUCCUUUCGUAGUUCUUGAAUCAGAUUCUACCCCCCAUUCAUCUUCUGGGGUAUUUACUGAUCCUCUGGAAGAGAUUAGUAAACUUAAUAAAUCUAGGAGUGCAAGGGCUGAAGUUUCAUCGGGUACAGGUGGAGCAUUUGAUGAUUUAGACCCCCUUGGCACUAGUGGAAAUUCUGCACAUGGAAUUUCCCCAGGGAGGGAUCACUUAGGGAAGGAUGGGAACGCAUCCAGAUCAGCAAUGCCCCAAUCUGCUACUGCCCGGCAACCAAUGGGGAACUCUUCUUUCAGAUAUUCUGAGAGCAAUACAGCAAAGAAAGAUCCUGUAGACAAUUUUCAGGAGCCUCCUUUAUUUGAUGUGCCUAAUGUUGCGACAGACUCACAGAAAUCUUUUCAUCAAACUGCUUCUUCUCAAUAUUAUGAAAAAGGCCCACAGGUCGAUAUGUCACCAGCAUCAGAAGUACCUGGACAUCAAUAUGAUGAUAUAUGGCUCACUGUUUCAGAGAUUCCACUUUUUACGCAUCCUACAACUGCUCCACCCCCAUCACGACCUCCACCACCUAUACCCCGUAAAUCUUCAAAGUCAGAGCCAGGUUCCUAUUUUUCAAGUUCAAGAAAGAAGAGCGAUGAAUUCUCUUCACCUACAUACAAUUCUCAUCAUCCUGAAAGUCCUAAGCAUGACUGGACUGCAGAGAAGAGCCCUCAGACAUCACAGUUUGAUGAGCUUGAUGAUUUUGCCAUGGACAGGUCACAAAACAGUGCUGAUGAAACUACAAAUAUUCACACGUCCACCAAUCCUUUCUCUGCUGCUGCUGCAUCAGCUGCUGCAAUGAAGGAUGCUAUGGAUAAAGCGGAGGCUAAAUUCAGACAUGCAAAGGAAGUGCGUGAAAGAGAGUACGCAAAAGCCGCCAGGUAUAAGGACUCCGGGCCUCUGGAAAGAGAUGAAACAGAUAGCCAUGAAAGAGAUUUCAAGGAAACUCAGGAGAGAUUAGAACGUGAAAGGAAACAGAAGGAAGAAGAAGAAGAAAGAGAGAUGAGAAGGCUCGAGAGGGAGAGACUAAGGGAGAAUGAAAGGGAGAAGGCCAGACAGGCUGUUGAAAGGGCUACCAGGGAAGCACGUGAACGAGCAGCCACUGAAGCUCGAUUGAAAGCAGAAAGGGCAGCUGUUGAGAAGGUAAAUGCUGAAGCUCGUGGACGUGCUGAAAGAUUAGCCGUUCAGAGGGCACAAGCCGAAGCUCGUGAAAGAGCUGCUGUUGAAGCUAGAGAACGAGCGGGCAAAGCUGCUGCAGAAGCUAGGGAAAGGGCUGCCGCAGAAGCGAGAGAGAGAGCCGCUGCCGAAGCGAGGGAAAAAGAGACUCGGGACAGAGCUGCUGUGGCAAGGGCUGAAGCAGAAGCCAGACGUCGAGCCGAACGAGCUGCCGUUGAGAGGGCAGCUGCUGAGGCCAGGGAGAGAGCCGCUGCAGAAGCUCGAGAAAGGGCAGCUGCAGCUUCAAAGAUGAAUCAACAAAAGCAUGAUAAUGAUUUGGAAUCCUUUUUCAGCAUGGGCCGAGCAAGCAGUGCACCGAGAGCUCGAACUAACCCAACUGAUCCGUUUUCUGAUCAGUUCCAGAACAGAGGUGGAUCUGAAGCUGCUAAGAGGACACCGCCAACUAGUGGUGCCACAUCUAACAUGAAGAAAGCUUCUUCAACUACCAAUUUUGUCGAUGAUCUCUCUGCUAUAUUUGGGACUGCUCCAUCGGCUGGAGAGUUUCAGGAAGUUGGAGGCGAAACUGUAGAAAGAAGAAGGGCCAGACUGGAUCGCCACCAGCGCACUCAAGAGAGAGCGGCAAAAGCAUUGGCUGAAAAAAAUCAGCGUGACCUUCAAGCUCAGAGAGAACAAGAAGAAAGACAUAGGAUUGCUGAGACACUGGAUUUCGAAAUCAAGCGUUGGGCUGCUGGCAAAGAAGGAAAUUUGCGUGCCCUUCUGUCAACAUUACAAUAUGUGCUUUGGCCUGAAUGUGGGUGGCAGCCUGUUUCCUUGACUGAUUUGAUCACUGGUGCCUCUGUCAAAAAGGUUUAUAGAAAAGCAACAUUAUGCAUUCACCCUGACAAGGUACAGCAAAAGGGCGCCACUCUUCAACAGAAAUAUAUUGCUGAGAAGGUUUUCGACCUGCUAAAGGAAGCUUGGAAUAAAUUUAACUCUGAGGAGCUAUUCUAA
Molecule: messenger RNA, 2850 nt
Organism: Striga hermonthica
Lineage: Eukaryota; Viridiplantae; Streptophyta; Magnoliopsida; Lamiales; Orobanchaceae
Source: the annotation of a GenBank genome assembly